UAGGAGCAAUUUAUUUGCUACUUGGAGGGGUUGUAAGAAGAGCCAGUGAGAAAGCAGAGCCCCUCCAAAACACAGAUACACUGUGGACCCCCCAAACCCAUCCUAUCCUCCUCGUCAAAGACUCAGCUGUCCCUCUCGGGCUCUCUGCUUCCUCUGGGCACAUGCUGAUGCCCCUGUGUGGGCUGCUCUGGUGCUGCUGCUGCUGUGGCUGGUACUGCUGUGGACUGUGCGCCCCAGCUCCCCAGAUGUUGCGCCACCAGGGUCUCCUCAAGUGCCGCUGCCGCAUGCUCUUCAAUGACCUGAAGGUUUUCUUACUGCGGCGCCCUCCUCCAGCGCCCCUGCCCAUGCACGGCGACCCCCAGCCCCCCGGUUUGGCGGCCAACAACAACACCCUUCCGGCUCUGGGUGCCGGGGGGUGGGCAGGCUGGAGGGGCCCUCGAGAGGUGAUGGGCAGGGAGAUACCUCCUGUGCCACCUCCACCACCUUUGCCACCUUCCUCCGUGGAAGAUGACUGGGGUGGCCCAGCCAUAGAGCCACCUGCCUUGCUGCUCAGCAGUGCCUCCUCAGAUGACUUCUGUAAGGAGAAGGCCGAGGACUGCUACUCACUGGGCAGCAGCCUGGACAGUGGUAUGAGGACCCCACUCUGCCGCAUCUGCUUCCAGGGGCCAGAACAGGGGGAGCUGCUGAGCCCCUGCCGCUGCGACGGCUCGGUCAAGUGCACGCACCAACCCUGCCUCAUCAAGUGGAUCAGCGAGCGGGGCUGCUGGAGCUGCGAGCUGUGCUACUACAAGUACCACGUCGUCGCCAUGAGCACAAAGAACCCCCUGCAGUGGCAGGCCAUCUCUCUGACGGUCAUCGAGAAGGUUCAGAUCGCAGCCGCCAUCCUGGGUUCCCUCUUCCUCAUCGCCAGCAUCUCUUGGCUCAUCUGGUCGACCUUCAGUCCCUCGGCAAAGUGGCAGCGCCAAGAUCUUCUCUUCCAGAUCUGCUAUGGGAUGUACGGCUUCAUGGACGUGGUGUGCAUAGGUCUCAUCAUCCACGAGGGACCCUCCGUGUAUCGCAUCUUCAAACGGUGGCAGGCCGUCAACCAGCAGUGGAAAGUGCUGAACUAUGACAAGACAAAAGACCUGGAGGAUCAAAAGUCAGGGGGCAGGACCAACCCCCGGACCUCCUCGUCCACGCAGGCCAAUAUCCCCGCCUCGGAGGAGGAGGCGGCAGGCACCCCUGCCCCUGAGCAAGGGCCUGCCCGGGCGGCCAGCCACCCCGCGGGCCCUCCGCCCCAUCACCACUGUGCUUACACCAUCCUGCACAUCCUGAGUCACUUGAGACCUCAUGAACAGCGGAGCCCGCAGGGCAGCAGCCGAGAGCUCGUCAUGAGAGUCACGACUGUGUGAGAGGAGAGACCUGGGAGGAAGGCCAUGGCCAGGCCCGAGGGGGCUGGGGGCAGGCAUGGGGGGCCCGGUGGAGCCCAGGGCCGGCGCUGGGAGCAGGCAGAGGGUGGGGGGCCCAGAGGGAGCCCUGGGGACCAGGAAUGAGGUUGGUGCCAGGAGUGGCUUUGUGAUUUGCUAUCAGUCACUGCCAUUCUCCAGACGACAGCAAUGAAAACCAACACAAACGCAAGGAGGAAGUGCAAUACAGGCUGAGCCUUGCUAACGGAACAAACCCGCCCCCUGCGCCCAUGGGCAGGCGCCCAGGAGAAGCAGAGGCUGUGGGAGGGCAAAGCCCUGCGACACUGGUGGUGGCAUUGGAGGCAAAGGGGGCCGAGGGCAAAAGCGUCUGUGCCCUCUCUGUUCUGACCUUGAGCUUGUUUUUGUUUCUUCCUGGGCCUUGUUCAGCAGGCAGUUGGGGAGGGGGAGGGAUGGGGGAGGGCUGGCAGGGACAGGCAGACUUUGGGGCCUCUGGGCUCACCUGGGUGGGCAGGAUGUGACUCCCAAGGCUGACAGCUGUAGGGGCCUGGGGGGCUGGUGCAGGGAGGGAUGGUGCAGGGAGGGGACGUUGGUGGGAGCCGCCAGAGGGAGAGCCGUGUCUCCUCCCUUAGGAGCCUUCCAAUGUCAGGUGGGCUCAAAAAGGGCUUAAGUUUGGAGAUGGGUGUUUUUCUGUACCCUUGUUACUUUGUUUUAUGGUGAUUUGGCUCAAAGAUGUUUACAGGAAACACAUGCGCACACACACACACACAUGCACUUGCCUAGAGAAAAGUACAGAUCUCCGGUGGGUAUCUCAAGCACAGUUCUGCUGCAGUGGCUUCAGCCUUGGAAGCUGUCAAUCCAGGAGCAAGAUUCUCAACUACGCAACCCCACCCUAUGGCCAGGACACGCUCGGUGCCAUGCCCCUCCUGCCUUGGCACGUGCACAGACUCCCCUGGCUGCAGGGCACCCCCACCCAGGGUCUCGCAGGAGAGCAGCUGCAGUGGCUGGGAGGAGGUUGGCCAGUGUGCCCCAAGGCGUGGAGUGGAGACCAAUCUAAGUAUUCCUUGCUGCUUGGGACCCUCCCCAAAGAGGCAGUUUGGCUAAUGCUCUGUGCUUCCUGUGCCCUGGUCCUUCCCAGGCAGCCAGGAGGGCCCAGGGGCCUGGCAGG
Microcebus murinus (gray mouse lemur) is the source of this 2571-nucleotide messenger RNA. It is a transcript of the gene MARCHF4, whose product is annotated as membrane associated ring-CH-type finger 4. The record is from RefSeq and is a predicted model, not a curated record. Gene Ontology annotation, molecular function: ubiquitin-protein transferase activity; zinc ion binding. Gene Ontology annotation, cellular component: Golgi stack; trans-Golgi network. NCBI's taxonomy places the organism in Eukaryota, Metazoa, Chordata, Mammalia, Primates, Cheirogaleidae. Gene Ontology annotation, biological process: protein ubiquitination.